Molecule: messenger RNA, 3034 nt
Organism: Corythoichthys intestinalis (scribbled pipefish)
Lineage: Eukaryota; Metazoa; Chordata; Actinopteri; Syngnathiformes; Syngnathidae
Gene: ddc
Product: dopa decarboxylase
Exons: 14
Coding region: 157-1599 (480 amino acids)
Biological process (GO): serotonin biosynthetic process; catecholamine metabolic process; amino acid metabolic process
Cellular component (GO): cytoplasm
Molecular function (GO): pyridoxal phosphate binding; aromatic-L-amino-acid decarboxylase activity
Source: RefSeq, a predicted model, not a curated record
UAAAAGGAGAGAAUGUCUCUUGCCCUAUGUGCACCUACACAUCUACUCAUCAAGACACUCAUGUCAAACUGUACAUUAUUUUUUUUUAAACACCAAAAGGAGGGGAAAUAUCGACAAUAUACCACUUACCGUGCUGUCAUCUGAAAAUUGCGAAUCAUGAAUGCAGCAGAGUUUCGACGUCGAGGAAAGGAGAUGGUCGACUUUGUAGCUGACUAUUUAGAGAAUCUGGAGCAGCGACCAGUCUAUCCAGAUGUCGAACCAGGUUAUCUUAGAUCCUUAAUCCCGACUGAAGCACCCCUGGAACCAGAGACCUACGACGACAUCAUGAAGGAUGUGGAGCGAGUUAUAAUGCCUGGGAUCACCCACUGGCAGAGUCCAUACUUCUAUGCUUACUUCCCUGCAGCCUCCUCCUAUCCUGCCAUGUUGGCAGAUAUGCUGUGUGGGGCCAUUGGGUGUAUUGGAUUUUCUUGGGCUGCCAGUCCAGCUUGCACAGAGCUGGAGACAGUGAUGCUAGACUGGUUAGGGAGGAUGCUGCAGCUGCCAGAGUGUUUUAUAGCUGGAACUCAUGGUCAUGGUGGAGGAGUCAUCCAGGGCACAGCCAGCGAGGCGACCCUCAUGUCAUUGCUGGCUGCCCGUUGUAAAGCUAUCCGUCGAGUCCAGUCUAUCAACCCGGAAAAGUCUGAACCCGAGAUCGUCAAGAGUUUGGUGGCAUACACGUCAGAGCAAUCUCAUUCAUCUGUGGAGCGGGCAGGUCUGAUUGGAGGCGUGAUGAUGAAGAAAGUCCCGACAGACAGCACUUAUGCUGUCUCAGGUGAUGCACUGAAGAAGAUGGUGGAAAAGGACAAAGAGGCAGGACUCAUCCCAUUCUAUUUCUGCGCAACUCUUGGCACCACUUCGUCAUGUGCGUUUGAUCAUAUCGCUGAGCUGGGACCUAUAUGUAAUAAGGAAAACAUGUGGAUGCAUGUUGAUGCUGCAUAUGCGGGAAGUGCAUUUGUCUGUCCGGAAUUUCGGCCUUUGUUGAAUGGCGUAGAGUUUGCUGACUCUUUCAAUAUGAACGCACACAAAUGGCUUCUGGUCAACUUUGACUGCUCUACCAUGUGGGUCAAGAAGAGGCAAGACCUUAUUGGUGCCUUCAAAGUGGAUCCACUAUAUCUGAGACAUGAGAAUCAGGAGUCAGGGCUAGUGACAGAUUAUAGGCAUUGGCAGAUUCCACUGGGCAGACGAUUCCGCUCUCUCAAAAUGUGGUUUGUUUUCCGCAUGUAUGGCCUCCAAGGAUUGCAGGCUCAUAUACGCAAGCAUGUGAGCCUGGCCAAGGAGUUUGAGUGUCUAGUACGAGCAGACAAGAGAUUUGAGAUCUGUGCUGAGGUCAUCAUGGGUCUGGUUUGCUUCAGGCUCAAGGGCUCCAAUGAGUUGAACCAGAAUCUGUUGAAAAUGAUCACAAAGAGCAGAGAGAUCCACUUGGUGCCUUGCCAUCUGACUGGACGCUUCGUCCUGCGAUUUGCCAUCUGCUCGCGCACCACUGAGUCUCAUCACAUCCAGCAAGCAUGGAGGCACAUCACACAGUUGACCUUUGAACUCCUACAGGAUUCGGUCCAAUGACAAAUGGGUCAAGUAGGUCACACCGAUUUUGAUGCCUUGACAAGGUUGGAGUUAUUAAUGUUUCAGGGUGGAGUAAAAACAAACACAUUUAAGAUACUUAAAAGCUAAACAGCUGGUUGGUACAAUUUAUUCAUUUGCUGCCAUUGACGACGAUGGACAUUCAAUCCAUUUUAGCGCCCCACUAUAAAGGAUUUGUGGUCUAUCGUUGUCAAUGACCAUGAAAAAAAGGACCAUUUUAGCUCCCCACUAUAAAGGAUUGGUGGUCUAUCGCUGUCAAUGACCAUGAAAAAAAAAAAAAAGGAAAUUAUUUGGAGGGGUUACUGUUAGUGACAGUGAGAAAAAAAGGAAAUUAUUUGUAUGUGUAACUGUUGAGCAUGUGUGCCUCACAGAGGUUCGGGGUUCAAAUAUUUGCUCCCUCUCACUUUAGUGGGGUUUGCUUGUGCUCCCUGUUCUUGGAUUCUCUCUGGGUACUCCGGUCCCCCCUCUGUCCCUCAAAUCCCCUAUAAAAACAUUUCUUAUCUAUUUUUUUGUUAUGUAUGUUUUGUGUCCUGUGUAAAUGUGGGUUGAGGUGAGCUCAAAAUGUACUGUAUGUGUUUUCCAAUGAAUGUACAGUCUUGCACUUUGUGUGUGUGUGUGUGUUUCAAGUUCACGUGUCAACAAAUGUAUGCACUCGCAAAUAUUGGCUAGUCCUUAGUGAUCUUUAAGGAAAAUUGUGGCUUGGCUAAACGGAACCAAACUAUUUAUCUAUUUUUGUUGGGUUAUUAUUUUAUGUGAGGCAUUUAUAACAACAAAGUUUAUGCAUAUUUAAGUAAAAGUAAAACUGUGGCCAAUUUCAAACUGUUGCCAGUUUCCUUGUUUUCGAACACAUUUUUCCAAUGAGGUGCUGUCGACAGACAAUCAGAUGGAAUUGAAAUCUGUUGCCACUGUAUGGAAAUGCAAUCAAUAGGACAAUUUAAUCAGAGUCAGUUUCCUUGACAACCCCAAUAUGGUCUUAAUGGAGCAUGUGUAUUCUCAGCAAAGCGAUCAGCGUGCUAACAAAUGAUGGUGAUCAUGUGUUGCUAGUUGAAAAGAAUGUGUAUGACAGUGAUGAGGAUGAAUAUUCAAUCUUUGACCUCAAUCAUGUUUAGUUUGCUUGGUUGCCUUAUAUUAACGGUGAAUGUUUAAGGAAGAUCAGUCGGAAAAUUGCUUUCAAGCGGCAUUAAGAAAGCUUUAAGGAUGAAACAUGUUACAUGAUGAAUAUUUGAAAAACAACAAAACCCAAACUCCAAUGAUUCCAAUCCAAUCCAAUGAAUGGACAGGAAUGUUUACAUUACUAUCAAGCAUGUGUGUUUGUAUUCUUUAUAUUUUGUCAACGUGGCACGCCGUCAGCAAGCAAAGCUUCUGCUUUUAUUCUCGUGUCUACUGUCAUUGGCUUGGCUUAUUAAAAUAAUAAAUU